Molecule: messenger RNA, 4125 nt
Organism: Phycodurus eques (leafy seadragon)
Lineage: Eukaryota; Metazoa; Chordata; Actinopteri; Syngnathiformes; Syngnathidae
Product: nucleolar protein 4-like
Exons: 12
Coding region: 228-2498 (756 amino acids)
Source: RefSeq, a predicted model, not a curated record
UCGUGUUGAUUGGGGUGAGUUCAAGACUAAAUUGUCCAAAGGUCCAGUAGCCCCAGGACAGCUGGGAUAGGUAGGCCCCAGCUCACUCACAACCCGAAUAAAAACAAGUGGUACAGAAAGUGGAUGGACUUCUGAUUGGCUGAACUCAAGGGUGGGAUAUAAAUUUGAACCACACAAGAAGAAGAGGAAGUGAGAGCGAUGUUCCUCUUCACAACGGGCGGCAGACCAUGCCGCUGGGGCUGCGGAGCCUGGACUGCGGCCAGCUUCCUCGUUGGCAUCAUGUGACUGACUGCUCUCCAAAGCGUUGCUGCGUCCACGACCUUACACGUACCAGAAGUCAACUAAAGUGCACGUGCGUGGCUCCAAUCAUGUCGACGAGCCGCACGGCGCGAGACCAGAACCAGAACCGGGACCGGGACCGGGACCGGGGCCGAGGCCGGGGCCGGGGCCGGGGCCGGGGCAGGACCUUCCGGCAGUGGUGCCUGCGGACGUACGCGGAGUCCGGAAAGACGAAGACGGUGACGCGGCGCAAGUACGACAACAUCCUGCACGCUCUGUUGCACGACGACCUCAACCCACCAAACCACAAGAACGCCAAGUUCGAGGUCUGGAUCAAGUCCAAAGGCUUCCAGGUGGGGACGCUGCGGGACGUCAAAGUCCUCUUUGUGCCCGUCAAGACGACGUGUGCGGACGCGACGUCCCUGAAGCGAGUCGCCGUGGUGGAGGAUUUCUACGACAUCAUCUUCGCCAUGCACGUGAAGGAGGGCGGAAAACCGGGGAAGGCUCCCUCGCACGUCGGCCAGAAGAAGACCUACAAAGCCAUAGCAGAGACGUAUGCCUUCUUGCCUCGAGAGGCGGUCACGCGCUUCCUGAUGAACUGUGGCGAGUGUCAGAAAAGGAUGCAUACCAGCGCACAUUGCUCGGAAGAGAACGACACGCCGGAGGGUUCAGCGUCCGCCGCCGACCGCCACGAUCGGCGGCAACGACAAGACGACAACACCGAUGACGCGUCAGUGAGCGGCGAGGACGAGGCCGACAUGAGCGAGCCCUCGUGGCCGGCCGCCGACCCGGGAGCGACGUCGCAGCAGCUGCGGCCGGCCGGCCGACCGGAGGCCUUGCGCCGCAGUCUCGACGUGGCCGGCAGCAGGGAGGACGACGACGAUUCAUCGUCCGAGAGCGGCAGCGGCCUUCCCACCCUCACGCCUCCGUCGUCCUCCUCCGCCGCCCUCGUCAGGGAGGUCGAGGUCGUCAACGGCAACUGCGGCACCGCCCCGCUCGACUUCAGCACGCCUGCGUCCUCGUCCUCCGACGACCGCCGACCCGUGAGCCUGAGCGAGCCGCCCCCUCAGAGGCCGCCGGCGGGCGCCUCCCGCCUACCCGUCACCGUGUCGGCGGCGGCGGCGGCCCUGCUGGGCGCCCUGCAUCCCAACGUGCCCGAGGAGCUGCGCAGGAAGUACCCGCUGGCCGCCAAACCUCCGCUGGCUCCUCGUCCCGCCCUGCCCGUGCCACAAGCGCACACCCACGCUGGCGAGCUGCGAUUGGACCGCGACUAUGGCGCCAAGUCUCCCGUGUACAGUUCUGGCGGCAGCUACGACAGCAUCAAGAUGGAGGCCAGCGCCGAUGACCUGAGCGCCGGCCGUCUCGGGGGCCCCGCCGCCCCCGACGACGACGACGACGAGCACGACGAGCACGACGACAGCGACAAGAUCAACGACGCGGAGGGCGUGGACCCGGAGCGGCUGAAGGCCUUCAACAUGUUCGUGCGUCUGUUUGUGGACGAGAACUUAGACCGAAUGGUUCCCAUCUCCAAGCAGCCCAAAGAAAAGAUCCAGGCCAUCAUCGAGUCCUGCAGCAGACAAUUCCCGGAAUUCCAAGAACGCGCCCGCAAGCGCAUUCGCACCUACCUCAAAUCCUGCCGACGCAUGAAGAGGAACGGCAUGGAGACCCGGCCCACUCCGCCGCACCUCACCUCCGCCAUGGCGGAGAACAUCCUGGCCGCCGCCUGCGAGAGCGAAUCACGCAACGCCGCCAAGAGGAUGCGCCUGGACGCCUAUCACGAUGAGCCGAACUCACUGGAUAAACCGUCCGGCGGCGGCGCUCUGAGGGAGCCGGCGUCACUCGUUCCCUCGGCCUACUCGCUGGCCGCGUCCGCCUUCUCCAACCAGGAGCCGCAGGUCUACAUCAACGGCGCCGGCCUCAGCUACGGUUACCGUGGAUAUCUGGGCGCUGCCGUGCAGCAUCCCGUUUCCCUGACGACUGGCGCCGCCGCUCAGAGCAAUGGCCCCACAGACCUCAGCAUGAAGUCGCACUCGUCCGCCAACAUGGCCGCCGCCGCCAACCAUUGUCUGGGCGGGCGGGGCGCGGGCGGGGCCUUGGCCCAACUCAGCCAACCGGAGAUCGCGGCCGUGCGUCAGCUGGUCGCCGGAUACCGGGAAUCGGCGGCCUUCCUGCUGCGCUCCGCCGACGAGCUGGAGAACCUCAUCUUGCAGCAGAACUGAAGAGCGCACGCACAUACGCACACACUCACACACAUAUUCAGCCUUUGCCGGAAGCGUCUGGGAGAAAAUGUGGCAAAAGUGUGAAAUCCUUGGCGAGCACUUAGAGAGGUUACCCCGGUCUUCUGGCAAUCAGCGUGAGCCUCGGAGGAAGAGCGACUUUGUGUUGGGACACCCUCUCCCCUAACAUGCCGGCUUGUACAUAGAAGCACUUUUCCCCGCUGCCCUUCCUGCUACUUCUUAUGCACCUCGGACGCCUGUUGACCAGAGCAGGAAAUACCUCAAUCAUCCACUUCCUGCCCCGCUGGUGUAAAUACUCAGCUGAGCAUGUGAAGGAUGAAGAUGUGUGUGUGUGUGUGUGUGUGUGUGUGCGCAUGCAUAUUUGCGUGCGCGCGUGCUAAAUGCUAAUGACUACUCCUUUAUUACCUCCCACGCUAACGUGGUCGUCACGUCUCUUCGGACCUCCUCCGUCUCUUCUCGAUGGACCUUAAGCUCCUGCUCCUCCUCGCUGGCGCCCUCCAGAGGAAGAGGAGAGCAUUGGGAUUUUGCUGCUAAAACGAGAGAGCGGCGUUUCUGCCAUCGACACACGCGAGACCUCACAAACGGCGAUGACGACAGACCACCGAAAGCUUUCUCGUGUUGCGCGUCUCGUUUGGACUAUUCUGCCCGCUCGGCAACAAGUCGCAACGGCUACGUUAAUAGGCUAACGUUUGUUGUCUGGAUCAUCCAGUGAUUUGUUGCGAGGAAAACGUUAGCGUAUCUUAAAAGUUGUAUUCUUUUAUUUAAAAACAGCAAACUUUGAUUUCAGUCUGACAUGAACUUUGUUUUUACGUUGUACAGCUAGUCAACAAGUUGACUACGUCACGUAAUGUCUUUCAUCUUAUAUACGAGGCUCAAUUAGCUUGGUCUGGAUACCUCAAUGAGCAGCUUUGAUUUGAUUUGUCACGAGGAUAACGAUAACUUAGCUUAAAAUCACAUUUUUAUUUGAAAACAGCACACUUUAAGUCCAACGUGAACUUCGUGUACACAUCGUACAGCUAGUCAACAAAUUAACUACAUAACUGGAUGUCGCUAACAUCUUUCAUCUUACAUACGAGAUCUAAUUAGCGUGGUCUGGAUCAAUCAAUGAGCAGCCUCGAUUUGUCGGGAGGAGAACGUUAGCUUGGUUUAAAAUCGGGUUGUUUUAUUUAAUAACAACAAACGACAUGUAUACACAUACGGAUGAGCGCUAUCGAGUACGGCUAAGACAAGCUAUGUUAUGCUAAGCUAACAGGCGCUAACAAGUCAGCGAAUAAAGGGGGCGACUAAUGAGUGAUUAUUUGUGUUUACCAUGGAGCUUUUUGUUUGUUUUUGUGAAAAAGACAAACUAGCAUUUUUCCCUUCUUCGGCUAACCUGUUAAAUGUUGCAUUUGCACUUGACAUGUUAGCAUCUUAUUUAUCAUAACUUUCAGUACAAUGAUUUAUGUUGUCGUGAGGAGAAAGUUAGCUUAGCAUGAAGUCAUAUUCUUCUUCCUUUUUUUUUUUUACCUUUUUCUUUUUACCUUUUUUUUAAACGAACAUCAAUGUUCUUAUCACGACCUUUGUAUGGAACUCUAGGUCACAUUAAGGUAAGCUAGCAAAAUUGGUUUUG